Messenger RNA from Sugiyamaella lignohabitans, 2973 nucleotides. RefSeq lists its product as uncharacterized. Gene Ontology annotation, cellular component: chromatin. Lineage: Eukaryota; Fungi; Ascomycota; Dipodascomycetes; Dipodascales; Trichomonascaceae. The transcript has a single exon. Gene Ontology annotation, molecular function: zinc ion binding; DNA-binding transcription factor activity, RNA polymerase II-specific; RNA polymerase II cis-regulatory region sequence-specific DNA binding. The coding region runs from base 1 to 2973 and encodes 990 amino acids. The record is from RefSeq and is a predicted model, not a curated record. Gene Ontology annotation, biological process: DNA-templated transcription; regulation of transcription by RNA polymerase II.
AUGGAUGAAAGACAUGAAAACGAACGGUCGGGUGAUGGCACUAGGAAUUUGAGCACUGGGUCAACUGACGAGAUCAUGAGCUCAUCCAUGUCACACAGGGGCGAUAUUCCUCAAGCAUCAUCAAUAGAAAGUCCUACCAGUGCGUUCUCACCAGGGUUAUUGGGAAUGACAUCAAAGAUUUCGUCUAUGUUUACUCUACAGCCUCCAAACGAAAACGGAGGGUUAUAUUUUGAUGAACAAGUGGAUAAUGGCGGUGUUGCCAGAUCUGAACUCAGUGUAAAUAGUAGAACCGGUAAUGGACUAACAGGCAAUACGCAACCGACUCCUGCACAGUCUAACUCGCCAUCUUCUUUCUUUCAAACUCCCGUUUCUGUCGGUUCUUCUUCAAGUGCACUAGUGACUGGCGCUGGAUCUGGUAAUCCCGGUAGCACGUCAAACACUGUAUCAGUGAAUGGAGGGACUAGUAAAAUUAGCACUGGUAGUACACCAGCUCCAAGCUCAUUUUAUGGGCCAUCUUUAUCUCCACUAAUGGGUCUGAAUGGACCCCUGCUGGAUACUGCCACAUCUCCUGGUAGCGCAUAUAUCGACCGAAGAAUAUCCGAUCUUCGAACCACUGUAUUACUAUCAUCCAAUGCAUCUAACAGUCCUCCUCAACUUCCUUCAUCGACAAUGCUAUCGUCUGACUACUCUCGCGAUCAUACUAAUGAUUCUGGCCCAAACAACAUAGUCAACGGCGGUGCUAACACCAACAAUACAGUAAAUAGUGUGGGGAUUAACAACGGAGGAGGUAACGAUUCAAACGGUCUUACUAAUGGUGGAACUACAUUGAUUGUUGCACCGUCUGGAAUUCAUAACAAUUCCGCUACCACUACCACCUCGAAUACAAGACCUGAAACGACGGCAACAUCAGUUCCAGGUGGGGAAAACGAUGCGACACCAGAUCUCAUUUCAUGGCUCUUUUCAGAUGCCAUGCUUUCGAACACUAAAGAGCCACUUCUGUCACCUUCUUUCUACACAUUCGACUCGCCACUUUCUCUGCACAGUCUACUGUCUCCUCCAGUAGCUCAAGAUGAGGUGGUCAUGAGCGAAAGCAAACGACAAGAAUUACUAUCAUUAAUUCCCUCUUUAGAAGUAUACGAUGACUCGAGUCUGUUGUCAUUGCAAACGUUCAUUGCAAAGUACUGGCUGUAUUUCCAUCCUCAGUAUCCAUUACUACAUAAACCCAGUUUUCUAGCUGACACCUGUCCAUCAGGAUUGCUUUGGGCUAUGAUCAUGAUUGGAGCAAAGUUUGAUGGUGCAAAAGAGUUUGCUAAUAGAGUAUCUGAGCAGCUGAGAUGGGUUAUCUUUGGCUCACCAGAUCUGUCUCCACCCGCAAAGCUAUGGGUUAUUCAAGCUCUGGUUUUGAUCGAGAUUUAUGAAAAGUCUCUUACAAAUAGAAAACUCCACGAGCGAGCUCAUAUUCAUCAUGGCACUUUACUACAGCUGAUCCGUCGUGGAUCGGCCCUGACUGGAGAUGAUACUCCGCGAGAGCUAGAUCCUUGGCAAAGAUGGAUUGAAACAGAAGCCACCAAACGAGCUGCUCUUAUGGCUUUCUGUCUUGAUGUUUUUGAUGCCGCCUUAUUCGGACAUUCACUGGUCAUGUCGGUACAUGAGAUUAGACUCUCGCUGCCUUGCUCCGAAGAGCUGUGGGACAAAUAUCCUAGCGAAAAAUGCAUCCCACGAACCACCGCUCAACCAUUUUUGGUUGAAUUGAAGAAAAUGCUAAACAAAACACACGUCGAAACAGGACCUUUUGGCCGCCGUGUGCUGUUGAGUGGGCUCUUGUGUAUUUCAAUUCAAAUGCAGCAACGUGAUCUACAAGCAUCCAGUGUAGGUUGGGGAGCAUUUAGAAACACCUGGAGGGAUAUAUUGACGCCAGCUUUUGAUUUUUGGAAGCGUGAUUUGGAUGAAAGUUGGUUGAAGGAGAUUGAUCGAGAAUCAGAGGCCGCUACUUCAAUAGCUAAAAAGGAAGACGGAUCUAACGAGCUGGCCCACAGACCAUCAUUGACUCCCGGUUCGUCAACAUCUCCUGGACAAAAUGGUGGCCCAGCGUCUCCUCUCGAUAUUCAUGGUUGUACAUGGCCCUUCUAUCACUUGGCUCAUAUCGUAAUGCUGUGUUCACCAUUAGAUUUUCAGACUUUUGCAGGCUGUCCUGCCACAUUUAAUCACCGUACUAGAAAAAUUGACCAGGAUAACUGUGCACGAAGGAUCAAAGAACUGAUUCGUAAUGUAUGUGGCCAACAGGCAUUAUGGCAUGCUAUCCAUUUUCUGAAGGAGACAUUUUUGUCCACACCAGCCGAGCAGGCUAAAAGCGAAGAAAUCGUCAGCCGUAGUCCAGGGUCAUCCUACAGCUAUUUGAAAUGCUCAUGUUCGCACUUGGUAUCUCGCAGUUUAGCACCAAGUGGUGCUGCAACACCAAGCGAAGAGCACUCUGGGGCAACAGUUCCACCUUCUUUCAAUGACGUUAUUAAAGUGGAUUAUCGUGGCCGUGAUGAUCCCAUUGGGAAACGAUCUCAUAUGGUAUACAUCUGUACGAUGCUUGUGUGGGUUUACGGGUUUUGUGCUGAAGGACCAGAAUCCGAUGCCUUGAGUAACUACGAAACAGACUACCCACAGCUUAAAGCAGUGAACAAAAAAGUAGACGACCCGGAGCAAACCGUUGAUCUCAUUGAUCAAACAACGGGGCAUAUACCUGAGCUUGAAGAUGGUUAUGAGUUCCUUUACCGCAUGUCGUGCUACCGAAGCUCUGAGCUCGAUGAUGCAAUGGGCAAAAACCAGACAGUGGGUCUUUUGCGACUAGUUCGUAAGUCUUUAGAAAACAUGGACUGGGAAAUUGUUGCUGAGGGUCGCCGAAUGCUUACCCACUGUAUGCUGCGGUCCCUGGGUUUCAAAGAAGUCACCUGUGAAUACAUGUUCAGUCCUAAAACUCGUUAG